AUGAAGGUGAAGCGGGCGGAACAACCUGACAGGAAAGAAAGAGAAAAGGAGAAGAAAAAACUGGCCCCAGAGCAGAAGAUGGACUAUCGCCCCUCCCGAGCUCCCGAUCGCCCGAGUUUUGGGGGUGCACGUGGAAGCCCGGAUAAGAAUUAUUUACUGCGUCCUCCCCCGCUGAAAUCUCCACCCAACACUCGAAGCAAAAAGAAGUAUUGCCGUUUUCACCACGACCACGGCCAUGAUACUGAGGAUUGCAUCCAACUGAAAGAAGAAAUACAAGAGCUUAUCAACCGAGGAUACCUUCAGGAUUUCGUAGGUCGAGGAGGUACGAGCUCGGGCAAGGUAGAAUCCAAGUCGGAGCAUCGAGGGAGGUCUCCUACUCGAGAUCGCUUUCGAGAGCGAAGCCGAACACCGCCCCAGAGAGAAGGAAAGCAGCCCACCGAGAAGGGGGGACAGAAGUUUAUCUUAUACACGCUGGCGGCAGGGACAGUUCCAGGGUCCCACUCAACUGCUCCCAAGAGCACGGUAAAGGAAGGGGUGGUCAUCACUUUCUCUGAGGAGGAUCUUCCGAGUUAUCCCAGCUAUUUGGACCCUCUGGUGAUCACUGCUCAAGUGGGAGAGUGGGAGAUGAGGCGAAUCCUCGUGGAUCCAGGUAGCUCUUAA
Molecule: messenger RNA, 660 nt
Organism: Diospyros lotus (date-plum)
Lineage: Eukaryota; Viridiplantae; Streptophyta; Magnoliopsida; Ericales; Ebenaceae
Exons: 2
Coding region: 1-660 (219 amino acids)
Source: RefSeq, a predicted model, not a curated record